AUGAAAGAAAGGUUGAGGAGAUUAUGGGGGAGCUAUUGGGAGAAGUACUAUGUUGGAGACACAAACAAGGGGGAAGUCAUCCUCAGAAUGAAGAAGUUGGGGGAAGGUGGUGGGGGAGAGUGGAGAGAAUGCAACUAUCACUUCAAAGAGGGGUUGAAGAACAAAAAGAUGAAGAGCGGAUAUGCGAGGAGAGAGUACGGGAGGAGAGAAUUCGGGAAGAGAGGACCCGAGAAAAGAAAAGAAUUCGAGAGGAAAACCGAAUUCGGGAGGAGAACAGGAUUCGAGAGGAGAACAGGAUUCGAGAGGAGAACAGGAUUCGAGAGGAGAACCGAAUUCGGGAGGAGGAAAGAGUUCGGGAGGAGGAAAGAGUUCGGGAGCAGGAAAGGAUCCGAGCAAGAAAAAGAAUUCAAGAAAGAAAAAGAAUUCGAGAGGAGAAAAGGAUCCAAGACGAGAACAGAAUUCGGGAGGAGGAAAGAGUUCGAGAAGAGAACAGGAUUCGAGAGGAGAACAGGAUUCGAGAGGAGAACAGGAUUCGAGAGGAGAACAGGAUUCGAGAGGAGAACAGAAUUCGGGAGGAAAGAAUUCGGGGGGAGGAAAGAGUUCGAGAAGAGAGAAGGAUCCGAGAGGAAAGAAUUCAAGAGGAGAAACGAAUUCGAGAGGAAGAAAUCCAAGAGGACAACAGAAUCCGAGAGGGGAACCGAAUUCGAGAGGAGAAAAGAAUCCGAGAGGAAAAGCGGAUUCGAGAGGAAAGAAUUCAAAAGGAGAACCGAGUUCGAGAGGAAAGAAUUCAAGAGGAGAACCGAAUUCGAGACGAAAGAAUUCAAGAGGAGAAUCGAAUCCGAGAAGAGGAAAGGAUCCAAGAGGAGAAGAGAAUUCGAGAGGAAAGAAUUCAAGAGGAGGAGAGAAUUCGAGAAGAAAGAAUUCAAGAGGAGAACAAAAUUCAAGAAGAGGAAAGAGUCCGAGAAGAAGAGCGAAUACGUGAAGAACGGCGGAUGA
Messenger RNA from Sclerotinia sclerotiorum 1980 UF-70, 996 nucleotides. RefSeq lists its product as hypothetical. Bases 1 to 996 code for a protein of 331 amino acids. NCBI's taxonomy places the organism in Eukaryota, Fungi, Ascomycota, Leotiomycetes, Helotiales, Sclerotiniaceae. The transcript is spliced from 2 exons. The record is from RefSeq and is a predicted model, not a curated record.